Messenger RNA from Eurytemora carolleeae, 1368 nucleotides. RefSeq names its product zinc finger protein 564. Gene Ontology annotation, cellular component: nucleus. Gene Ontology annotation, molecular function: RNA polymerase II transcription regulatory region sequence-specific DNA binding; DNA-binding transcription factor activity, RNA polymerase II-specific. The record is from RefSeq and is a predicted model, not a curated record. The transcript has 3 exons. Gene Ontology annotation, biological process: regulation of transcription by RNA polymerase II. The coding region runs from base 163 to 1236 and encodes 357 amino acids. NCBI's taxonomy places the organism in Eukaryota, Metazoa, Arthropoda, Copepoda, Calanoida, Temoridae.
CCUUUUCCAGGAAAAUACCCAGGCAGAAUAUGAUUUAGUAAUUUUUUAAGAAUCUUAAAACCUCAGCCUUAUAUUCUAGACUGCAAAUCUAUAGCAGGGUAUGUUUUAUGCAGGUAUUUAAUUUCAGAUAUGAAAAAUUAAUUUUAUGAUCUCUGUCUCGUCAUGAGUCCAUCGAGCGAUGUAGAGACUAUACGGUGCUUGCUUUGUCGUGGAGUUGUUUGUUUCUCUGCUGAGGAUGAUUCAAGGUACAAGGAUCAUCUGAGUAUAGAGCACCGUGUCUACUACUACGUUUCAUGGAUCCUUGAGAAAACUGUAGAAGAGAACGCAAAGGAAGAUGGGCUAUCAAGUUCUUCCCCUGUUCUUCCAAGUGUAACAAUCACACCUGUAAUCAAGAAUAAACCAACCAACGGUAUUCUCCCAACCCGACUCCAUCCUGUCAAACUAGAGUUAGAGGAUGAGGAACAAGAGGAAGAUUCUCCAGAUAUGUCAAUAUUCCCGGUCAGUGGGUUUCAGGACCAGGAGUAUGACGCCUUCCCACAGGACGAAUCCUACAACGAGGAUGGACUCUUAACCGAGGACGGAGAAGAGGAGAUAGGGAUCAAAGAGGCCAAGAUAAUUACGAUCAGGGUGGAAGGGCAAAGAAUGGGCGGAAAGAAAAUGUACAAAUGUUCUCUUUGUCCAAAUAUUAAACCCUGGCCGACUAUACAUAAAGCAGAGCGGCACAGGAUCACGCAUAUACCCCUUGCCUUUAGAAAGAUGUUCCAAUGCCCACAGUGUAAGGAAAGGUUUAUUAAGGAGAAGAAUGUAAAGCGUCACAUAGACUCCGGGUUAUGCCAGGGACCGAAGGAGCACCCCUGCACCGUGUGUGGAGAGAUCUACGAGAGUAAGUUUGAUCUUCAAUUGCAUGAAGAGAACCAUGAACAGCUUCUCAAGCGACAUAGAUGCAAUCUCUGCGGAGCAAAGUUUAAUAAGAUGAAAUAUCUUAAUAAACAUAUUCUCUCCCAUAGCAACCGUAAACCCUACAAAUGUGAUAUAUGUGGGAAAUCUUUUAAGAGCGAGUAUUACGUGAAAACGCACAGAAACGCGCAUUUGAAUGAGAACUACGAGAGCAGCGGAACCAUGGAGAACAGUAACCUGGAAGAUUUUGAGUUCGAGGAGCAUCUCCGACCUCAGAUAGAUCUGAUAGAAGAGGAUCCUCCAGACCCUGACUCCAGUCUCGAACUUGAGGCUGAGUAAACCUCGUAUUCUUACAAAAGCCAAGUGUUAUGUUCCAAAUCUUACAUUCCAAAGAAAAACUGCUGAAACCAAAAAUCUAAUCUAAUCAAUAAUCCAGUGCAAUUCUAUUCAAUACAAGUUUUAUUGCCUAAA